Messenger RNA from Periophthalmus magnuspinnatus, 3180 nucleotides. It is a transcript of the gene mansc1, whose product is annotated as MANSC domain containing 1. The coding region runs from base 555 to 1892 and encodes 445 amino acids. The record is from RefSeq and is a predicted model, not a curated record. The transcript is spliced from 5 exons. Lineage: Eukaryota; Metazoa; Chordata; Actinopteri; Gobiiformes; Gobiidae.
AUGUGAACUAUUUUCUUGUGUUUCUCAAAUGGGUUAAUGUAAAGCACCGUGUUGCAGCCAGAGCUGGUGAUGUUGGGUCCCUCUCCAUCCCUCCCCCUUCCGGAGGACAAAGACUAAAAUGGGUCAGACUCAGGCGCGCAGCAGAUCCUCCGCACCAGCCAUCAUGUAAUGUACUCCAUCAUCCUGCAGACUGGGAACAAGAUGCUGCUCGCUACAAUCACGGUUUCCCCUGAACGUCUUCACCUUGUUUGAGAUUCUGGCGAAAAGACAAAUGUUUAUUAGACAUCCGUGUGUUUGCGCCGUUUGAUUCAAGAGAUGGCUCGGGUAAAGCUUGUUUGCGUUGUUCGCUGAAAUGAACCGAAGAGAAAGCUACAGAUGGAUGCGUUCCCGGUGAAACAAGGUGAAGGAGUAAAGUCUUGUUUUGUGGACUCUGGACCUUGAGAAAUCUAAUGGAGGACGACUUGUACUGCCACCCUGGACAUUUUUAGAUAUCUGCUUCUCUUCCUUGGACAUUGGUCUCUUUUUGAUUAGUUCUGUGUUGACUGGGAGCUGCCAUGACUUUAUUAAUUCCCUAUCACCAAGGGUGGAAACUAAUGCUAUCUGCUAUCUUGGCAUUGCUAAUGAUUGUGCAAUGUGUUUCAACUAUGGAACCAGAGACCUGUUACUCAAGACAACAUCAGAAAGCUAUAGUCAAUGUAAGACAGGCACUAACCAAGCAAGGGGUGCUUAUGGACGCCCGAGUGGUCCGGUCAGAGCGAGACUGUGUCCUAGCAUGUUGCUCUGAGGAAGUUAAGCCAGGGGCUAAGUGCAACAUGGCUGUAUUUAAUGGCAAUAAGCAGCUUGGUGAAGAUAACUGCUUCUUAUUCCACUGUGUGACUGAGCAGGACUGUCCAUUAAUGAAAGCUGCAGAUGGCAUUAACACGUAUGACAUCUACAAAGGAUUGAUUCAUUUAACAACAGGGAGGCCAGCUGCUACCACAGUCUUGCCCAUCACCAGUACUCCUACUCCAAGAACGACGUCAACUCCACCUCCUACAACAACAACUACAACAACUACAACAACUACAACUACAUCCACAACAACACAGACCCCAACCACAAUGCCACCCCCCACCACUACUCAGUCUCCCACAACAACCCCAGCUGUGGACACCGAGCCUCCUCCACGUUUAAUCAUCAUCUCUCCCAUACCUGCUGUGGCAUCCACCACGACAACUACCACAACAGAAGUUACAUCCAUUUCGAUACGAAGACCAAACAAAGCUACCAAAAAGCAAAACAAAAAUACGAAAAAGGGAAGGUUGCAUCCAGUGAUCACCAAAACCACACUUGCACCUACUAGCGCUACUACAACACUUCAUGUUAUUAUGGUCGAUCAAGAGGAUGCAUUUAGAACUGCUGACAAACCACAACCGAAAGCGGAACUGUGCACCACAACACCUUCUACAACCACCACAACCCCAACCACCACAACUACUACUACUACCACUCCUAUCCCAACCACCACUACUGCUAUCACUAGUACUACCACCACUACUACUAUUAUUACAUCAACAGCUCCUCCUCCAACUACUUCAACUGCAACUGUUCCUCCAACUACUUCCACCACAACAAAGGAGAAAUUUAAUCUAAUAACCACUACUCCUGCAGUCAGUCUACUCAUUGUACCCAAAGGUGUGGUCCAACCGGAGCAUCCACUGCAGGACCAAAGUCAGGCCAAAUCUGCAACAAUGGGCCGUGGGGCAGUGAAAAGUGGUGUGGUGGCCUUCAUGGUCCUGGGACUUGCUGUGCUCACGAUGGCAUUGGCUAUAGGGGGCAGGAAGGCUAUGGAGUCCUUUGACAGGCGCCAUUAUACCAGGUUGGAGCUCAAUGACUUGCACUAUGAAGUGUGAGGUCAACAACCUCAUUCACUUUUUAGGCAAAAUAAACAUGCUUGAUAGAGCUAAUAAUUUUUAACUUUGAAAUUUAUACCCAACGCUUCAUGUUGUAUUAUGAGCACUGCAAUUUAUAAGCCUUUGUAGAUGUACAGCAGUGCAGAUCUUGACUCUGUGGGAUAGGCAAACUUUCAUAACUUUUCUCACGUAUUUCAGUUAGUGGUCACUUGUGAAUGGCACCUGCCCCAUGAACUAUGGCCCUGAGGCUAGAUGAGCUAAAGGCCAUUUUGUUGCAGGACCAGCAAUUGCACAUGGCACAACAUUCUUUAUUCAUGUUUUAUAUAAUGGAAUAAGCCACAUCACCUCAUUUAUUAUGUAAAGAUUACAUAGUUUAAUCACAACUCAAUUUUAACCACCAUGAAGUCUAUUUGAUUUGUGAAAAAGUGUUUUGAAUCUCAAUAUUUGGAGUAUGUGUUCUUUGAAUUACAUUAUACAUAGAUUUGAAACUUUCAUCAUGCUUUCGUUGAUUAAUGCAGGUGUUCAAUUUUGUAAUUGGAUAUUUACAAGUGUUAAUCUCUCAUUCUGCUGAUUUUGGUCCCACUGUGUUGGACAAGUUCAUUUUACAUGUUUCUACAUCAUUCUGAAUCGUUUUACUAUUACAUUAUAUUAGACCACACCAUUUUUAAUGAAUAUGUCACGUAGUCCGUACAAAAUGGCCAAACUAUCAUUGUAAAUUACAGACAGUGUAAAGCAAUAUUUUACUCCUAAAUACUCAGGAUGCAGAAAGCAACUCUGUUGUUGACUGUGUGUUGCCAUAAGUGGUGCACACAAUGCAUGUCCUUGCCACAGCCAUACAAGCUUAAUGGUGAUAUCACUUACUUAGAUGUGAGCCUCACUAUCUUACUGUGUGGUUUUAUGUCCACAUAAUCACUCACAUGUGGAUUGAAUUCAAUGUGAAUGCAAUCUUUAAAAUUCAUUGCACUAUUAUCUUGUCAUUAUUUUUAACUAAUAGCCUAUAACCUGCUUCUUUUUAAGUACAAUGUUUUCAUAAGUGCACUGGUUGUGCACUGGGAGAUUAUUACUACUGUAUUACUUACAUAUAUAGGAAUGAAUGUUAUAAGUGUGCAGGCUAAACAUGCUGGGACACGAGAUUACCAGAAGGGGGCAGCAGAAACCUGGUUGAUCUCAGGACUAUGCUGCAGCUGCACUCGUGCCUACUGUUGAUUUGCAUUGAUGGUUAUAGUUUGUUCUCGUUUUGUGAAGUGAUACCUUGGCAUAGUUUAAAAUUUGAACUUUUAUUUGUAAG